Messenger RNA from Protopolystoma xenopodis, 654 nucleotides. The record is from the annotation of a GenBank genome assembly. Lineage: Eukaryota; Metazoa; Platyhelminthes; Monogenea; Polystomatidea; Polystomatidae.
AUGGGAGGCAUCUGGCGAAUCACCAUCGCAAGUGGCACAAUCCACCCGGCUCUAGGUGAUACAUACAACGCACCUUGUUCGGCCAACAUUUUUAUCACGGUCUGUGGUCUACGCUCCUCAUCGAGGCCCAUCUUGCUGCGUCCGCAGCAUGUACGGAGCUACCGAGUCCCAGUACAUCUGCCUUCUCUUUGGCCGUCUCGAGAACUGCAGCUGUCUCCGCUUGCAAAUUUGGCAGGGCUUAACGGAGAAAGUAGAGCCACUGAUGGGGUGGACGCAGAUGGAAUAGGCUCAUCAGGAUCAGGAUCUGGUCAUGGUUUUGAUUCCGGAUCAGGGACUGUACCUGGAACUAGGUCGGAGGCGGGGUCUAAACGCCUUAUGAGGACCGUCGGAGCAGAUCGUCAUGGCAAUGCUGGAGGCGGCGAACCAGGCCAAGGGAGACAGUACGAUGAGGGAGGAAGAAUUGGAGGAAUACUGGGAAGGGUAAAGAUAGGAAACUUGUCUGGGCUAAGUAACCAUCACUUGGAGACGGGCGAUGCAUCCAAUGAGCCAGCCAGUGAAAAUAUACUGAAUAAUCCAAUAUUAUUUUCACCUGGGCAAACAGACGAGUUUGAGGUGAGGGAUAAACAUUCAUGCAGACUUUUACUGUUUUUAUGA